This is a messenger RNA of Anastrepha ludens (Mexican fruit fly), 315 nucleotides long. RefSeq lists its product as uncharacterized. NCBI's taxonomy places the organism in Eukaryota, Metazoa, Arthropoda, Insecta, Diptera, Tephritidae. The transcript has a single exon. The coding region runs from base 1 to 315 and encodes 104 amino acids. The record is from RefSeq and is a predicted model, not a curated record.
AUGCCGCCACCACCUCCACCACCACCACCAUAUGGGUAUUACGGUCGCCCUCAUCACCACAAUCGUCGUCCAGGUAUUGAAAUUGACAUUUUUCCCGGAUGGCGUGGGGGCAUCUACGGACCACCUCCACCACCACCACCACCACCGCCUCGCACAGAGAUCGUAGUUGUAACGCCAGGUAAUGCGGCCGCUGGCUAUGCCACACCAGCUGCCACUUAUAUACCGCCACAAGGACAAUACUACGACAACAAUUAUAGUAAUGGUGCUUACGCAUAUCCGCAACACUACAAUAAUCCGCAAUAUCCUGGCUGGUAG